This is a messenger RNA of Polyodon spathula (Mississippi paddlefish), 4488 nucleotides long. Its product is annotated as receptor-type tyrosine-protein phosphatase beta-like. Gene Ontology annotation, biological process: cell-matrix adhesion. NCBI's taxonomy places the organism in Eukaryota, Metazoa, Chordata, Actinopteri, Acipenseriformes, Polyodontidae. Gene Ontology annotation, molecular function: protein binding. The transcript has 27 exons. Bases 111 to 4394 code for a protein of 1427 amino acids. The record is from RefSeq and is a predicted model, not a curated record.
AUGGCAUUUUGUUGAAGCAUGAAGACCCGUGUGAGAAACGAAACUGGACCCACAACUUUACCACGACUGUACCAACUGCAGUACAAAAGGAUUGUUAAGUAAAGUUCAGUAUGUAUGGUAACCUAAUCAUUAGUGUGGUGCUGCUUAGUUGGGGUGUGCAGGUCUUUGCACAAGCAGGGAAUCACUUCUACCCUUUUGGCUCUGCCAAUGGAGACACAGUUAACCCCAAGGAAGAUGAUGGUGGAUCACUGAGUAUUCCACUAUCUGGAGGAACAUACAACAAGCUUUAUGUCAGCAACAAUGGCUUGAUUUCAUUCAAUGAAGCUUUCAAUUCCUUUACCCCCAACUUAUUCCCAUUACCUACUCCCCAUACUAUCAUUGCACCAUUCUGGACAGAUCUGGACAACAGAGUCAGUGGAAUUGUUUCUUACAGAGAAAGCAACGACCCACAGCUUCUCCAGCGGGCAACUCAAGACAUCAACAGAUAUUACCAUUUUCUGGACUUUAAUGCCACCUGGGUUUUUGUUGCCACGUGGGACAAGGUGCCAUAUUUUUCAAGCCCAGAAACGAAGAACACAUUCCAGGCUGUUUUAAUCACAAACGGAAAUAAUUCCUUCGUUAUUAUGAACUACGGAUACAUAGAUGUGACAACUCGAAAUGUGGUGGCUGGAUUUGAAAGCAAAAAUGUAUUUUUCAACCUUCCUGGCUCCAUGCAAUCUAACAUUACCCAAAUCAACUCAACCAGCAAUGUGAACUAUCCAGGGCGCUGGGUGUUCCCUGUUGAUAUAGGAGGUCCUUAUCCACCUGGAAACAUAAGAAUAGACUCUGUGGGCAACGGCUCAGUUUCUCUAAACUGGGACAGACCUCCCGGUAUGGAUGGAAUCAAGUAUACCUUUAACAUAACCUACUACAGCUACUUUACGGGUUUCAGUGGAACCAUCAACACAGCUUCCAAUUCCACUGUCAUCUCUAACCUGAUGCCAGGAAGCUGGUACAUCUUCAGUGUAACCACAGUACAGGCCGAUGGGAGUCGGAGCACAGCUGUUUCAGUGUCUGUCUAUACAGGUCCUUAUCCACCUGGAAACAUAAGAAUAGACUCUGUGGGCAACGGCUCAGUUUCUCUAAGCUGGGACAGACCUCCCGGUAUGGAUGGAAUCCAGUAUACCUUUGACAUAACCUACUCCAGCUACUUCAGGGGUUUCAGUGGAACCAUCAACACAGCUUCCAAUUCCACUGUCAUCUCUAACCUGAUGCCAGGAAGCUGGUACAUCUUCAGUGUAACCACAGUACAGGCCGAUGGGAGUCGGAGCACAGCUGUUUCAGUGUCUGUCUAUACAGGUGUGCAGGUCUUUGCACAAGCAGGUCCUUAUCCACCUGGAAACAUAAGAAUAGACUCUGUGGGCAACGACUCAGUUUCUCUAAGCUGGGGCAGACCUCCCGGUAUGGAUGGAAUCCAGUAUACCUUUGACAUAACCUACUCCAGCUACUUCAGGGGUUUCAGUGGAACCAUCAACACAGCUUCCAAUUCCACUGUCAUCUCUAACCUGAUGCCAGGAAGCUGGUACAUCUUCAGUGUAACCACAGUACAGGCCGAUGGGAGUCGGAGCACAGCUGUUUCAGUGUCUGUCUAUACAGGUCCUUAUCCACCUGGAAACAUAAGAAUAGACUCUGUGGGCAACGGCUCAGUUUCUCUAAGCUGGGACAGACCUCCCGGUAUGGAUGGAAUCCAGUAUACCUUUGACAUAACCUACUCCAGCUACUUCAGGGGUUUCAGUGGAACCAUCAACACAGCUUCCAAUUCCACUGUCAUCUCUAACCUGAUGCCAGGAAGCUGGUACAUCUUCAGUGUAACCACAGUACAGGCCGAUGGGAGUCGGAGCACAGCUGUUUCAGUGUCUGUCUAUACAGGUCCUUAUCCACCUGGAAACAUAAGAAUAGACUCUGUGGGCAACGGCUCAGUUUCUCUAAACUGGGACAGACCUCCCGGUAUGGAUGGAAUCCAGUAUACCUUUAACAUAACCUACUACAGCUACUUUAGGGGUUUCAGUGGAACCAUCAACACAGCUUCCAAUUCCACUGUCAUCUCUAACCUGAUGCCAGGAAGCUGGUACAUCUUCAGUGUAACCACAGUACAGGCCGAUGGGAGUCAGAGCACUGCUGUUUCAGUGCCUGUCUAUACAGGUGUGCAGGUCUUUGCACAAGCAGGGACUCACUUCUACCCUUUUGGCUCUGCCAAUGGAGACACAGUUAACCCCAAGGAAGAUGAUGGUGGAUCAAUGAGUAUUCCACUAUCUGGAGGAACAUACAACAAGCUUUAUGUCAGCAACAAUGGCUUGAUUUCAUUCAAUGAAGCUUUCAAUUCCUUUACCCCCAACUUAUUCCCAUUACCUACUCCCCAUACUAUCAUUGCACCAUUCUGGACAGAUCUGGACAACAGAGUCAGUGGAAUUGUUUCUUACAGAGAAAGCAACGACCCACAGCUUCUCCAGCGGGCAACUCAAGACAUCAACAGAUAUUACCAUUUUCUGGACUUUAAUGCCACCUGGGUUUUUGUUGCCACGUGGGACAAGGUGCCAUAUUUUUCAAGCCCAGAAACGAAGAACACAUUCCAGGCUGUUUUAAUCACAAACGGAAAUAAUUCCUUCGUUAUUAUGAACUACGGAUACAUAGAUGUGACAACUCGAAAUGUGGUGGCUGGAUUUGAAAGCAAAAAAAAAUUUUUCAACAUUCCUGGCUCCAUGCAAUCUAACAUUACCCAAAUCAUCUCAACCAGCAAUGUGAACUAUCCAGGGCGCUGGGUGUUCCCUGUUGAUAUAGGAGGUCCUUAUCCACCUGGAAACAUAAGAAUAGACUCUGUUGUCAACGACUCAGUUUCUCUAAGCUGGGGCAGACCUCCCAGUAUGGAUGGAAUCCUGUAUACCUUUGACAUAACCUACUCCAGCUACUUGACGGGUUACAGUGGAACCAUCAACACAGCUUCCAAUUCCACUGUCAUCUCUAACCUGAUGCCAGGAAGCUGGUACAUCUUCAGUGUAACCACAGUACAGGCCGAUGGGAGUCGGAGCACAGCUGUUUCAGUGCCUGUCUAUACAGGUGUGCAGGUCUUUGCACAAGCAGGUCCUUAUCCACCUGGAAACAUAAGAAUAGACUCUGUGGGCAACGACACAGUUUCUCUAAGCUGGGGCAGACCUCCCGGUAUGGAUGGAAUCCAGUAUACCUUUGACAUAACCUACUCCAGCUACUUGACGGGUUUCAGUGGAACCAUCAACACAGCUUCCAAUUCCACUGUCAUCUCUAACCUGAUGCCAGGAAGCCGGUACAUCUUCAGUGUAACCACAGUACAGGCGGAUGGGAGUCGGAGCACAGCUGUUUCAGUGCCUGUCUAUACAGAUCCUUCUCCACCUGGAGACAUAAGAAUAGACUCUGUGGGCAACAUCUCAAUUUCUCUAAGCUGGGGCAGACCUCCCGGUAUGGAUGCAAUCCAGUAUACCUUUAACAUAACCUACUCCAGCUACUUGAUGGGGUUCAGUGGAACCAUCAACACAGCUUCCAAUUCCACUGUUAUCUCUAACCUGAUGCCAGGAAGCCAGUACGUCUUCAAUGUCACCACUGUACAGGCUCAUGGGAGUCGGAGCACACCUGUUUCAGUGUCUGUCUAUACAAAUCCUUCUCCACCUGGAGACAUAAGAGUAGACUCUGUAGGGACCAACUCAGUUUCCCUGAGCUGGGGCAAACCUUCCGGUAUGGAUGGGAUCCUCUAUACCUUUAACAUAACCUACUCCAGCUCCUCUACCAGUUACCAAAUCUCCACUAGUGGAAACUCCAAAUCCAUUAUCAUCUCUAACCUGAUACCAGGAAGCAAGUAUGUUUUCAGUGUCACCACAGUGCAGGCCCAUGGAAGUCAGAGCACACCUGUCUUUCAGUCUCUCUAUACAAUUCCUUCCCCACCUGGAGAGAUAAGAAUAGACUCGGUGGACACUAACUCGGUUUCUCUGAGCUGGGGUGAACCUUCUGGUAUGGAGAAGGCAUCGUACAGCUUUAAUGUAACCUACUUCAGCUACAUUUUGGGUCAUCAAGGCUCCACCAUUGCCAGCUCAAAUUACACUGUCAUCUCUAACCUGGAAUCAGGAAUUGAGUACUUCUUCAAUGUCACCACUGUGGUGGGAAAUGCAGCCAGCAGUAUACCGGAUAAUAGUGGACAAAGCACACCUGUUUCAAAAUCUCAGUACACAAAAGCUGAAAACCGUGCAAUUAUUACUAUAAAAUACAGGUGCUCUGAUGAACCACAACAGUGCCAGAAGAUAGUAGAGGAAAAGUUUCGAGCCAUAUUGGGGAAGCAGCUAUCUGGAAUGACCUGGAGCAUGAAAAUUCUAGACAACCGGAAAGGGAAUUAAUCAUAAUGCUGAUGAUAAAGAGCAUUCAUAUAUAGUACAGCCUCAUGUUCAUGUGAUUCAGCCAUCUGACAUUUCUCUAUAUGAGAUGCAAAUG